AUCAGAUGACAGUUUGGCAGUUCCAGCAGGUGAAGUCCCAGCUCCUCAGGCUAAUAAUGUCAGGCUCCCAGCAAGCUUAGGGUAUCUUUGGAAAUCCAUAGAGAAAGGAGGACCUCCCAGAUUCCUAGAUAGGUCGGCCUGCUGACUGACGAACCGGAAGCCCCUCCGGAGGCACUUCCCGUCCGGUCAUUGUUCUCACGUCUUGAGGAGCGGAGAGGCUGAGAAGCUCUACCGCGUCCCAGUGUCCCCGGAGCCGACAAUACUCAUUGUGGCCCUGGGAAGAAACUCAAAAAGCUUUUGGAACUUCAAGAUUAGAUGGGGCUUGAGCACUGCUGGGCAACCCUCAGCUAUCAGAAUUCCCCCCUUGAGCAGAGAAGAUGACUACAGAAUUGAGAGAGGCUGUGGCCCUGGCCCCCUGGGACCCAGUGAAGGUGAAAAAGGAAGAGGAAGAGGACGAAAGUCUUUUAGGUCAAGCAUCCAGCCAUCAGGUGUAUUCUGAAAACUGCAAAGUCUGGGCCCCAGGGCAGAGUCCUCAUUCAGGUGUUGAUAUAUCCCAAGAGGAGGAAAAGAGUCAGAAAAUGUUCUGGGACAUGGCAGUGGUGCUGAAAGCUAGACAGGAGGCCUCUGCUGCUGAACCCUGUGGGAGUUGCUCAUUAACAGGGAUUCUGACCAAGAGUGAAAUCCUGGAGCCUCAUGGGAACCCGACCAGUCUAGGUAAUGAAACCAAGAACCUACAAUUAUUGGUUCCUAAAACAGAGACAUGUGAUGAAACUGAAAAGCCUCCCAUGAUAUCAGGAAGAAUCCAGAAAGGUGAUCAUCCAGGAUCAGAGUUAGGAGAAUCUUAUGAAAAAGGAAAUGUGCUAAAGAGGCAGAGAAUAAAGCAGGAAAAAAGAGAUUUCAGAAAAGUGACAGACAAAGACACUCCAUUAUCUGAAAGCUUCAAAGAGGAAGACCAGAAAUAUAAGAAGUCUGGAGGAAAAUAUAGCCUUAGUUCUGGCUCUGUGAAAAAUCAGAAAGUGCAGCCUGGGCAAAAGCCUUUUACAUGUAGCGAGUGUGGAAAAGGCUUUAGUCAGAGUGCAAACCUUGUUGUGCAUCAGCGAAUCCACACUGGAGAGAAACCUUUUGAGUGUCAUGAGUGUGGGAAGGCCUUCAUUCAGAGUGCAAACCUUGUUGUGCAUCAGAGAAUCCACACUGGACAGAAACCUUAUGUUUGUGCUAAAUGUGGGAAAGCUUUCACUCAGAGUUCAAAUCUGACUGUACAUCAAAAAAUCCACUCCUUAGAAAAAACCUUUAAGUGUGGUGAAUGUGAGAAAGCCUUCAGUUACAGCUCACAACUUGCUCGGCACCAGAAAGUUCAUAUAACUGAAAAAUGCUAUGAAUGCAAUGAAUGUGGGAAAACAUUUACUCGGAGCUCGAACCUCAUUGUUCACCAGAGGAUCCAUACUGGAGAGAAGCCCUUUGCCUGUAACGACUGUGGCAAAGCCUUUACCCAAAGUGCAAAUCUUAUUGUACAUCAGCGAAGCCAUACUGGUGAGAAGCCAUAUGAGUGUAAAGAGUGUGGGAAAGCCUUUAGUUGUUUUUCACACCUUAUUGUGCACCAGAGAAUUCACACUGCAGAGAAACCUUAUGAUUGCAGUGAAUGUGGAAAAGCCUUCAGUCAGCUCUCUUGCCUUAUUGUCCACCAGAGAAUUCACAGUGGAGAUCUCCCUUAUGUGUGUAAUGAGUGUGGAAAGGCCUUCACUUGUAGCUCAUACCUACUCAUUCAUCAGAGAAUUCAUAAUGGGGAAAAACCUUAUACCUGUAAUGAGUGUGGCAAGUCCUUUAGACAGAGAUCAAGCCUUACUGUGCACCAGCGAACCCACACUGGGGAGAAGCCCUACGAAUGUGCAAAGUGUGGUGCAGCUUUCAUUUCUAACUCACACCUCAUGCGACACCACAGAACCCAUCUUGUUGAAUAGCAGGGGAGAAGAUGAUCUCCAGCUGUUGGUCAUAACCUACUGUCCCCUCAUAAUAAACACCUCUGUUCUAUUUUAUUCCUCCUUUGUUACAAUAAGGCCUAUGCCCUUUAGAGUUAGUUUUCUGGAAGGCACUGUAAACAUAAGCAUUUCAGAGGCUAAUUUAAAGAAAAUAAACCUAACAACUUAAAAACAA
This is a messenger RNA of Nannospalax galili (Upper Galilee mountains blind mole rat), 2151 nucleotides long. RefSeq names its product zinc finger protein 35 (gene Znf35). The record is from RefSeq and is a predicted model, not a curated record. The transcript has 4 exons. Bases 378 to 1958 code for a protein of 526 amino acids. Lineage: Eukaryota; Metazoa; Chordata; Mammalia; Rodentia; Spalacidae.